AUGACUCGGCAACAUGAUUCAUUAUCACCGCCUGGUGGGACCAGAAAGAGCCGCCGCCUCGUCGGCCAGCCUUUACUCUACGCGUUGACAUGCUUUGCGAGCUUGGGCGUUUUCCUUUUCGGAUAUGACCAAGGUGUCAUGUCGGGAAUUAUUACUGGCCCGCAAUUUCAGGCAUACUUUAAACAACCCGAUAGGUACCAAAUAGGCACCAUGGUUGCCAUUUUGGAGGUCGGAGCUUUCAUCACAUCCAUCGCCUCUGGUCGCAUAGCCGAUAUGAUUGGGCGACGAAGAACACUUUUCACUGGAGCUUGCGUCUUUGUCAUUGGCGGAGCCAUCCAAACGUUCACGCCGGGAUUCAAGGUAAUGGUCCUUGGACGAAUUGUCAGCGGUUUUGGCGUGGGUCUCUUAUCGACAAUCGUGCCGAUUUACCAGAGUGAAAUAUCACCUGCCGAACACCGAGGCAAGUUGGCUUGUAUUGAAUUUACUGGAAAUAUCUUUGGUUACGCCUCGUCGGUGUGGAUCGAUUACUUUUCGUCCUUCCUCGAGGGCGAUUGGUCAUGGCGGCUUCCGCUUUUCAUGCAAUGCGUGAUCGGCGGUAUUCUGGCAGCGGGCUCAAUACUGCUUCCGGAAAGUCCUCGUUGGUUGAUUGACCAUGAUUACCUUGACGAGGGACGGCGAGUCAUCUCGGACCUUCACGGUGUAGAUCUCGAUGACAUGAAGGUUGUCGCUGAAUUUGAUGAAAUCAAGGAGAUGGUUGAGCUUGAUCGGCAAAUAGGAGAUCGAUCCUACCUGGCAAUGUGGAGGCGAUACAGACAGCGUGUUUUGAUUGCCAUGUCUUCACAGGCCUUCGCGCAAUUGAAUGGUAUUAAUGUCAUUUCUUACUAUGCUCCGAUGGUUUUCGAACAGGCUGGAUGGAUUGGCAGAGAGGCCAUCCUCAUGACCGGUAUCAACGGAAUUAUAUACGUGCUUAGCACUAUCCCCACAUGGUAUCUGGUCGAUGUUUGGGGACGACGAGCAAUUCUUAUGAGUGGUGCCGCAGUGAUGGCCGUAGCUCUUACCGCAACUGGAUGGUUCAUGUACAUCGACCAAAUCUACACUCCCAAUGCAGUUGUGGUUUGUGUGAUUGUCUUCAAUGCUGCAUUCGGCUUCAGCUGGGGACCCAUCCCGUGGUUGUAUCCUCCGGAGAUCAUGCCGCUGGCAUUCCGUGCCAAAGGUGUUUCGAUGUCUACGGCGACCAACUGGUUUUUCAAUUGGGUUGUUGGCCAAGUGACGCCUGUUCUUCAAGACGUGAUCAAAUGGAGACUGUACCCAAUGCACGCGUUCUUUUGUUGCUGCAGCUUCAUACUGGUAUACUUCCUGUACCCCGAAACCAUGGGUAUCCCAUUGGAAGAAAUGGACGCCGUGUUUGGCGAAGAACGACCAAGCAACGACGACGACGAUUCCGAGACUUCGUCACUUGUCCGCGGACGGCCUCGGUCAUACGACUCGCCUGCUGGCUCAAGGCGUUCAAGUCCUGCGCCGAAUCAGGGUUGGUUGAGCAGCGUAUUUGGGCGGCGCAAGGCUGGCGAUGCAUAUCAGGCUGUUCCAACCGGAGCAGACCAUGCGUAA
Molecule: messenger RNA, 1608 nt
Organism: Rhizoctonia solani
Lineage: Eukaryota; Fungi; Basidiomycota; Agaricomycetes; Cantharellales; Ceratobasidiaceae
Product: Sugar (and other) transporter
Exons: 19
Coding region: 1-1608 (535 amino acids)
Biological process (GO): transmembrane transport; carbohydrate transport
Cellular component (GO): membrane
Molecular function (GO): carbohydrate:proton symporter activity
Source: RefSeq, a predicted model, not a curated record